AAAGAUAAAUACGUGAAACGUGUAUUUCAACGUCAUCAGGCAACAUGUUUUCGCUCUUCCCAUGAAAACUCUUGUGCGCAGAACAUUGUACUGGUGCAGGAAGGUGUUUUGUGGCCAGCCAGCCAGCUAGCUAGUUACCAUAACGAAUAAACACAGGAGUAUGCUGCCCAUACAAACACUCAAGGCCUAGUAGAAACACCAUGGAAGAGUCAGGAGGCAGGCCACGCUACCCCAAGCAGGAAGGCCGGGAGAGGGGCCCGGUGGCAGACGAGGCUGAGACCUGGAGGAACCAAGAUGCAGCGAGAGGAUACAGCCCCAAGUUGGAGAGGCGUGGCCAGGGGAAGAGGGGAGGGCUUCACCACGCCAGCUCCAAGAAGGGAGCGAUGGAGCCUCUGAGCAGCUACCCUGCAGGGGGAUUCAAGGAGGGCCACAGCCCCUCACAGAGGGAGGACUUUCAGAGAGCUAGGUACCCAGAGAACCAGCAGGCCGAGGGCCGGGAGGAGAACUGGAGAGAGCGCCCUUCACAACGCUUUAGGAGAACUUCUCAGGGAGAGGACAGGGAGCAGAGGAGAGACAACGUUGACAACACACUUCACUCAGGGGGCAGGAAUCGUAGGAACCAUAACUGGAGGCGGGGUCUAGGUGAGGAGGACCAUGGGCCGGUUGUGGAUGAGUCAGCUCUGUCAGCCAAAGAGCUGCUGGGACUGAAACAGGCGGAGGACAAGAUUGGCAGAGAGAAGAUCUUCCGUCUGAAGAAGAGGUCUCACAGUAACCCCAGUGCUGUCUACACCUGCUCUCUGUGUGAGGUUUUGCUGGACUCGGUCUCUGACGCUCACAGACACAUCAAAGACAAGUGGCACAAGAGGCGAGCCAAGGAGCGUUGCGAGGAGGAGAUGCUGACAGAGAUUGUGCCCCCCAGGGCAGAGCAGGUGGCGGCGGUGGGCGUGGCCCUGGAGGGCGUGGUCAGAGAGAGAGGGAUGAGUGACCAGGAUGUAGAGAACAGACAACAGAUCGUCUCCAACAUGCAGGAAGUCCUAACAGCCGUCCUGCCUGAGGUGAAACUCAGGCUCUAUGGGUCUUCCUGCACCAAGUUCGGUUUCAAGGAUUCCGACGUCAACAUUGACAUUCAAUUUCCCCCUCAUAUGCAUCAGCCAGACGUUCUGUUGCUGGUACAGAAGAGUCUGUCAGUCAGCCUUCUCUACGGUAACCUGGAGGCAGACUUUCAUGCCAGGGUACCGGUGGUCAUCUGUAAAGACAAGAACAGUGGUCUGGUGUGUAAGGUGAGCGCAGGAAAUGACAACGCCUGCCUGACCACCUCCUUCCUGUUUGAGCUGUCCAAUCGGGAGCCUCUCCUGCUGCCACUGGUCCUGGGCUUCAGACACUGGGCCCGCAUCUGUCACGUGGACCGAGCGGAGGAGGGAGGUCUGCCGUCGUACGUCCUGGCUCUCAUGGUCGUCUACUUCCUCCAGCAGAGGAAACGGCCCGUCCUGCCUGCCUACCUGGGACACGAGAUAAAAGAGUUUUCUAUCAGCAGGCUACAUGACUUCAGUCUGACCUACAUGGAGGAUGGCUGGGUCCACUGGGGUUACCAUCCCGUCUCUAAGGACUCCUCAUCCUCACCCCCAGAAACCAUCUACAGGGAGGGCAAGGCUCCUCUGGUGUUCCAGAGCUCUGUCUCUCCUCCGGCGGUGGGUCUUCUGUGGGUGGAGAUGCUUCGUUUUUAUUCGCUGGAGUUCAACAUGGCGGAGUGUGUCAUCAGCGUGCGUACCAGCCUCGUCCUAUCACGGGACGCCAAGGACUGGCCUAAGAAACGCAUUGCCGUGGAGGAUCCGUUUGCUGUGAAGAGGAACGUGGCUCGUUCAUUGAACAGCCAACAGAUGUACGAGUACAUCCUCCACUGCCUCAAAUCGACCUAUAAGUACUUCGCCCUGCCCCUCAGCCUUCCCUCAGCCAACCACAAGAUGGCAGGGCCUCGAGGAGCUAAUUACAAGCAAGGGCCUAGUCAGAAGGCUCUGAGUGACGUGAGCCGUGUCCAAUCAGGGUUGAGCAGUCUCAAACUGGAGUCUCAGGCAGCCAAUGGGCAGAAAGGAGAGGCGGGCUUUAAACAGGACUCUGACUGUAUGGUGGAGGAAGAGGAGGAGAGCCCUUCAGACUCUGAUAAAGAAGAAGAGGAGGAUUUGGGGAAGAAUAGCCUGUCUGAGGAGGAAGAGGAGGAUGAAGAGCUAGACGAGGAAGUAUAUCCCAGACAUCACCUAGACAGUGUGAACACGGAGGACGAAGAGCUGUUCCCAUUGGACGAGGUCUCGGAGGAGCUUCUCUCAGACGAGGAGGGGCCAGACCUAGACACUCCCAGUUCAUUGGACGAGGAGGAGGUAGCCUUGCCCAAACAGGAAGUGCUUGACAACAAGAUCGAGGGGGCCAGUGGUCUCUGCUAUGGCUUCACCAGACAGGCCUUCACCCGUGGAAAGUCCCACACAGUGGUGUGUAGUGUGUGUAAGCGUGACGGCCAUCUAAAGAAGGACUGUCCUGAAGACUUCCAGAGGGUUCAGCUAGCCCCUCUCCCUCCCAUGACACCUGCCUUCCUCAAAACACUCAACACCGUCUGUCAGCAGUGCUACCGAGACUUUGCUCCAGAUGAGGUGGAGCUGGGAGUGAGAGAACACAUCCUGCUGGACCUCGAGAGCUUUGUCAAACGACAGUUCACAGGUGCCAGACUGAGGUUGUUUGGUUCGUCUAAGAACGGCUUUGGCUUCAAGCAGAGUGACCUGGACAUUUGUAUGGUGCUGGACGGACAGGAGACCGCUGAAGGUCUGGACUGUAUCAGCAUCAUAGAGUCUCUGGCCAGACUGCUGAGGAAACACCCAGGUCUGAGGAACAUCCUUCCCAUCACUACGGCUAAGGUCCCCAUCGUUAAGUUCUACCACGCCAGGACCGGCUUGGAGGGAGACAUCAGUCUCUACAACACGCUGGCUUUGCACAACACGCGUCUGUUGGCGUCGUAUGCUGCCAUCGACCCCCGAGUCAAAAUGCUGUGUUAUGUCACCAAGGUGUUUGCCAAGUUGUGUGAUAUCGGUGAUGCGUCUCGAGGCAGUCUGUCAUCCUAUGGCUUCACCCUGAUGGUGCUGUUCUACCUGCAACAGAGGAACCCACCUGUUAUACCUGUACUACAGGAGAUUUAUGACCAGGAGGAGAAGCCUGAGGUUUUGGUAGAUGGAUGGAAUGUCUACUUCUACGAUGAUCUGGAUAAACUGCCUGAGCGCUGGCAGCAGAGGAACAUGGAGUCUGUAGGUGCUCUGUGGCUGGGCCUACUGCAGUUCUACACUGAGACCUUUGACUUCAGAGAACAUGUGAUCUCCAUCAGACAGAGCGCAGCUCUCACCACCUUCAACAAGCAGUGGACCUCCAAGUACAUCGUCAUCGAGGAUCCUUUUGACCUGAACCAUAACCUGGGAGCUGGCCUGUCCAGGAGAAUGACCAACUUCAUCAUGAAGGCGUUCAUCAAUGGCAGAAGUGUGUUUGGAACAGCAGUCAAAGCCUACCCUCCUGAGUACACUAGUCAUAUGGAGUUCUUCUUUGACCCCGAGGUGUUGACAGAGGGACAACUGGCUCCUAACGACCGCUGCUGCAGGAUAUGUGGCAAGAUCGGACACUUCAUGAAAGACUGCCCCAUGCGCAGGAAGUCUAGGCAGCGUCGUGAGCAGGAGGACCGAGCAGAGGGAAGGAGGGACUGGGCGGAAGGGGGCAGGGAACAUCGUCAGGGUGAAUACUGGAGAAGACAGGACGAGAAACGGUGCUGCUUCCUGUGUGGAAGCCAUGCCCACAUCAAGAAAGACUGCCCCCAGUACAGAGGACCUGCCUUUUCUUCACCUCCCUCUACUAGCCACAUGAGGAAUUUGAGAGAGAGAAAAACAGGACUCCCCUCAACCUGGUCUAACCCUAGUGUGUUUAUUUGUCCAGGACUCUCCUCAACCUGGUCUAACCCUAGUGUGUUUAUUUGUCCAGGACUCUCCUCAACCUGGUCUAACCCUAGUGUGUUUAUUUGUCCAGGACUCUCCUCAACCUGGUCUAAUCCUAGUGUGUUUAUUUGUCCAGGACUCUCCUCAACCUGGUCUAAUCCUAGUGUGUUUAUUUGUCCAGGACUCCCUCAACCUGGUCUAACCCUAGUGUGUUUAUUUGUCCAGGACUCUCCUCAACCUGGUCUAACCCUAGUGUGUUUAUUUGUCCAGGACUCUCCUCAACCUGGUCUAACCCUAGUGUGUUUAUUUGUCCAGGACUCUCCUCAACCUGGUCUAAUCCUAGUGUGUUUAUUUGUCCAGGACUCUCCUCAACCUGGUCUAAUCCUAGUGUGUUUAUUUGUCCAGGACUCUCCUCAACCUGGUCUAAUCCUAGUGUGUUUAUUUGUCCAGGACUCUCCUCAACCUGGUCUAAUGCUAGUGUGUUUAUUUGUCCAGGACUCUCCUCAACCUGGUCUAACCCUAGUGUGUUUAUUUGUCCAGGACUCUCCUCAACCUGGUCUAAUCCUAGUGUGUUUAUUUGUCCAGGACUCCCUCAACCUGGUCUAACCCUAGUGUGUUUAUUUGUCCAGGACUCUCCUCAACCUGGUCUAACCCUAGUGUGUUUAUUUGUCCAGGACUCUCCUCAACCUGGUCUAACCCUAGUGUGUUUAUUUGUCCAGGACUCUCCUCAACCUGGUCUAACCCUAGUGUGUUUAUUUGUCCAGGACUCUCCUCAACCUGGUCUAAUCCUAGUGUGUUUAUUUGUCCAGGACUCUCCUCAACCUGGUCUAACCCUAGUGUGUUUAUUUGUCCAGGACUCUCCUCAACCUGGUCUAAUGCUAGUGUGUUUAUUUGUCCAGGACUCUCCUCAACCUGGUCUAAUCCUAGUGUGUUUAUUUGUCCAGGACUCCCUCAACCUGGUCUAACCCUAGUGUGUUUAUUUGUCCAGGACUCUCCUCAACCUGGUCUAACCCUAGUGUGUUUAUUUGUCCAGGACUCUCCUCAACCUGGUCUAAUCCUAGUGUGUUUAUUUGUCCAGGACUCUCCUCAACCUGGUCUAACCCUAGUGUGUUUAUUUGUCCAGGACUCUCCUCAACCUGGUCUAACCCUAGUGUGUUUAUUUGUCCAGGACUCUCCUCAACCUGGUCUAAUCCUAGUGUGUUUAUUUGUCCAGGACUCUCCUCAACCUGGUCUAAUCCUAGUGUGUUUAUUUGUCCAGGACUCUCCUCAACCUGGUCUAAUCCUAGUGUGUUUAUUUGUCCAGGACUCUCCUCAACCUGGUCUAAUCCUAGUGUGUUUAUUUGUCCAGGACUCUCCUCAAACUGGUCUAAUGCUAGUGUGUUUAUUUGUCCAGGACUCUCCUCAACCUGGUCUAAUGCUAGUGUGUUUAUUUGUCCAGGACUCUCCUCAACCUGGUCUAAUGCUAGUGUGUUUAUUUGUCCAGGACUCUCCUCAACCUGGUCUAAUGCUAGUGUGUUUAUUUGUCCAGGACUCUCCUCAACCUGGUCUAAUCCUAGUGUGUUUAUUUGUCCAGGACUCCCCUCAACAGGAG
Messenger RNA from Salmo salar (Atlantic salmon), 5547 nucleotides. The record is from RefSeq and is a predicted model, not a curated record. NCBI's taxonomy places the organism in Eukaryota, Metazoa, Chordata, Actinopteri, Salmoniformes, Salmonidae.